ACAAACUCAAAACAACAAAUCCCUUGCUGUCAAUUUGUAGCCGCUGCCUAAACGUCCUUCAAAGCGCGGAUUAAAAAUUGCACUGUAAUUUGCGCAAUUUGCCAAUUCAUCCCAAGUAUUAUUGUAUUUUACUGCCCGGACAGUUUAGCUUAGUGAUUUAUUCGAACGGAGCAUUCAAAUUAACCAAGUGAAAUGGGAGAAAUUCGCGACUGGCGUCCGUUUGUUUACGGUGGAGUGGCUUCGAUUACGGCAGAAUUUGGCACCUUCCCUAUCGACACAACGAAGACGCGGCUCCAAGUUCAAGGUCAGAAAAUUGAUCAAUCUUUCGCGGAGCUGAAGUACCGAGGCAUGACGGAUGCAUUUAUUAAAAUCUCCAAACAGGAGGGUGUGAAGGCACUCUACUCUGGCAUUUGGCCCGCGGUUUUGCGUCAGGCUACUUACGGGACGAUUAAAUUCGGAACUUAUUAUACGCUUAAAAAGAUCGCCAGCGAGAGGGGUUGGUUGCUGAACAAGACCGGCAGUGAAAGUCUCUGGUGUAACGGAGGUUGUGCAAUAGUGGCUGGAGUCGUUUCCAGUGCCAUCGCGAAUCCCACCGACGUGCUCAAGGUGCGGAUGCAGGUUCACGGGAAGGGAACCAACAAUGUGGGUCUGGUGAGGUGCUUCAAGGAAAUUUACGUGCACGAAGGUGUGCGGGGGUUGUGGAGGGGGGUUGGGCCAACGGCCCAACGAGCGGCUGUGAUAGCGGCGGUAGAACUGCCAGUGUACGAUUUAUGUAAGUUGCACUUGAUGGAAACCUUCGGAGAUCAAGUGACGAAUCACUUCAUAUCCAGUUUUGUUGCGAGCUUGGGAAGUGCUGUUGCUUCGACUCCUAUCGACGUGAUACGAACUCGCUUGAUGAAUCAGCGGCGCAUCCAGCUACAGGUACACAACCUAGGACCUGGUGGCGGUGGCGGUGGCGGUGGUGGUGGAGUGGGAACUGCAACAGCCGUUGUGCCUUCGGGGCACAAAAUUUACACCGGUAGUUUGGACUGCGCGAUCCAAACGGUCCGAAAUGAAGGUUUCCGAGCGUUGUACAAAGGAUUUAUUCCGACCUGGGUCCGAAUGGGACCGUGGAACAUUAUAUUUUUCAUAACUUAUGAACAGCUGAAGCAGCUAUACUAGAAACUGAGAGGGUCUGUUAGAAGUGUACAACUAAACAUUCGCGUACUCAUACGCGUGUAUCGAUUAUAAGUAGGAAAAUGAAUCUACAGAAAGUGAAAUUAGGGAAAAGGGAACAGAAAGAAUAGCUAUAUAUAUA
Molecule: messenger RNA, 1297 nt
Organism: Toxorhynchites rutilus septentrionalis
Lineage: Eukaryota; Metazoa; Arthropoda; Insecta; Diptera; Culicidae
Gene: Bmcp
Product: mitochondrial uncoupling protein Bmcp
Exons: 6
Coding region: 193-1161 (322 amino acids)
Biological process (GO): transmembrane transport
Source: RefSeq, a predicted model, not a curated record